AUGGACUUUGACUUGACAGAGUUGUUUGUUUCCAACGAUGAUGCAGCCUCACAACCGCCUGCAUUGGCCUUGUCUGAGUCGCAAGCACCAGCAGCAGGUUAUCUGACUGUUCAAGAGUUGUUUGGAACAACAGGAACAACAGGACUUGCAGGACUUUCAGGACUUUCAGGAACAACAGGAACAACCAACACUCUCCGUGUAUGCACAUUGAGUAACAACACUAGUUGUGGGUUGAGUUCGACUUUAUCUGAAACUAGUGCUGAAUGCAAUGCAUUGAAUGCAACCGACACUUCUCGUUGGAAUCAUUGCUCUCUUGUCGAUCAUUCCGACUCUUCCAUUGAAACUACUGUUGCUGCUUCUACUACAUCAAUGCCUGACUUGAUUCAGUUUGGUGAUUUCACUCCGUUGAUUCCAAGUGUCCAUGACUCGACCAUGACUGGAAUCCACGAUGACUAUAACUCUUUAAUGAAUAAUAAAAUGCCUUCUCAGUCGGAUUUUGGUCUGUUCCAACACCCGAGGCGGAACUCAACCUUGGCUUCCAUUCCCUCCAUCAGCAUCGCACAACCCACUUCAACUGCUAUCCAUUCCAAUCUCAGGUCGGAUCGUCCUUCUACUAUUGUGAUUUCUACCACUCCUGUCACUAAAACUAUCCCUGAAUCGGGUGCAUUGAUGUCUGCUUGGAUUUCUCCGUCCGCUGGUCUGUCCAAUUGCUCUUUCAAUUCAUUUGCUGUUCCUCAUCCGCUUUCGGAUUCUCGUUCCACUCUUCAUCAACAUUUACUUCGUCAGCAAUCCAUGACCCCUCAGAAUGAUCUUUAUUCCAACUCGUCAUUGUCUGCAUCUCAUUUAAAACAUAAUUCUCAACAAUUACUGAUGAUGCAUCCUCAACAAUCGUUUCAAUUUCAACCACUGUUUGGCUUAUCCAGUGGCUCUACUUGUGUGUCCUCUCCUAUCGUGUCCUCAAGCUCUACUCUUACUGGCACUCCAUUAUCUGUAUCCGAUUUGGCUGUAUCGCCCAUUGGUUCUGUAUCGCCACGUAUAGUCGAACCUCAUGCUUUAAUGCACGCUCCUACUCAUACUACACUGGCUUCUGUCAGUGCUCCUGUAUCCACUACUGUAUCUCCUAGUACUAUGAUGAUGGAUUCUAAAUAUCCUUUACUAGGUGCUGAAAGUGACUAUUCAGAGGAAGAUCACACGAGUGAUGUGUUUCGUCAGAGAAGAUUAGGUUCCGAUCUUUUCAUUGGCCAUUCAGAUGUGCCAACUACUUUUACUGCCUUGCAAUCUCAUUCCAAUCAUGAUGUCAGUACAACUGUUUCUAUUCCUGUCAGUGCACAAUAUAGGCGUCAUUCAUCUGCUAGUCUAACUGUCAUGCCUAUUGCUACUGUAAAAAUCAAUCCAAUUGAUAACGAGGUACAGUCUACUGCCGUGAUCUCUACCAUGACCUCUACAACCGACGCUACAACUACCGAUGUGGACAGCGACUCUGAAAGCGAUCUUGAACAGGUUUCUGAUCCAUUGCAUGACGCUUUAAUCACUGCAAAAACUGAAGAUUCAAAACACGACCAUCAUGAUCCAUAUCAUUCAACAUAUACAUUGAAUGCAUCCAUGGAUAAUGCAUCUACUCUAACUAAAUCUACUAAUAAAAUGGCUCCACGAUUUGCUUCUGGUGGAGGUAGAGGUCGAAGAAAUAAACGUGCAUCAGUCGCAUCAAGCACACCGUUGGCACUUUUGACUCCUUUACGUAACGGACUCAAACCCAGUUCAGGAAGACGGCGAUCUACUGGAGCAGCUACUGCUUUUAUGGCUGCUGUCACCUCUGAACUCUUGGAUGAAGAUCCAAACUCUCAUCCCGCUUGGGAUCAAUUAUCAAAAGAAGAUUUGAAGCUUUUUAUAGAUCCUUCAUUGUCUAUGCAAGACCGUAAACUGAUUCGACAAAGUAUUACGAUUAGGAAUCGAAGACGUAAUUCCAUUGCUGCUUUGGAUUCACAUGAUCGUAUGUUACCAUUACUACCGGAAAUCAAUCCUAAAAGUACAAAUGGGUUUUCUCCAUUGUCGACUGCGUUGACUUGUGACAAUGGAUCAUCUUUUGAUGUUGAUUCCUUGAACAGUAAUGGAACUGGCGUGUCAAGACGUAGAGCGUCUGUAUCGACGCUUCCACUAUCCAAUUCUAAACCGUUUGCAACCCAUACAACGACCACUUACUCUCCCAAAUCACCUGCCUUUUUGCAUACUCCAUCCACGCCAUCUGGAACUCCAGCCUAUAUUGGAUCAACACUUGAUGAAUUCACCACUCUCUCUGGCUCUUCAUCACCGAAAUCUACCACUGCUUUAAACACACAACCACGUCGAGUGAGCUUUAGAGAAAAUGUUCGACAAAGACGAGAAUCACUUCAAGCACUGCUUCGACAUAUCUCUACUCAAGAGGGUAUCACAUACACUGUUGGCACUCCAUUUCCCCUUCGAUCGCUUCGGUCUGCCACAACAACCCUACCCAUGACUAAAGUCGAGGGUAACAUAGAGUCUAAAGGCACUGGUGACAAUCUCGACAAUAUGGAUGUGAGUGUGGAUGAGUCAGUGCAGGAUUCCACUAUACUGUCUAGCUCCGACCCGAUGGACAUGUGCAUGAAUGAAACAGACAUUUACUCACAUCAAAAGCAAACAGGAUCACCUUCGCAUGAUAUCUCGCAUCCACCCACAAUUGUCAAUACUGUAGCUGCUGUUGAAAGUAUACCGGAUGAUCUGUCAAGAUUAGUUGGCACUGCGUUUAUAUUAAAAGUUCAUUCUGUGGACACGCCUUUACUCCAUCAUCACCAACCUAGUCUUGCUGGCUCAAAGCCUGCGUUGUGUGAUGAACAUCCCAAUUCAUGCAGGAUAUUCACACCUUUUGAUCAGUAUCCAUCACAGGGAAUUAUGUUUGAAGAUGGCAAUGUAACCAAUGCAAUUCAUCAUCAUGCCAAGAAUGCACAACGGCUGUAUUUGCAAGCCAUAGGACGCUUUUCUGCCAUGGAUGAUUGCAUUCCGCCUGUCUGUUCUGUUACUACAGAAGAACAAAUCAUGGCCCGAGAUUUGUUGCAGGUGAUGCUGAAUCUAUAA
Batrachochytrium dendrobatidis JAM81 is the source of this 3090-nucleotide messenger RNA. RefSeq lists its product as uncharacterized. The record is from RefSeq and is a predicted model, not a curated record. The transcript has a single exon. Bases 1 to 3090 code for a protein of 1029 amino acids. NCBI's taxonomy places the organism in Eukaryota, Fungi, Chytridiomycota, Chytridiomycetes, Rhizophydiales.